This is a messenger RNA of Paralichthys olivaceus (Japanese flounder), 1563 nucleotides long. It is a transcript of the gene cyp27a1.1, whose product is annotated as cytochrome P450, family 27, subfamily A, polypeptide 1.1. Lineage: Eukaryota; Metazoa; Chordata; Actinopteri; Pleuronectiformes; Paralichthyidae. Gene Ontology annotation, molecular function: heme binding; monooxygenase activity; iron ion binding. Gene Ontology annotation, biological process: cortisol metabolic process; C21-steroid hormone biosynthetic process; cellular response to peptide hormone stimulus. Gene Ontology annotation, cellular component: mitochondrial inner membrane. The record is from RefSeq and is a predicted model, not a curated record.
AUGGCUUCAGGUCUGUUCCGAUGCUUAACAAAAAGGAAUGGCGGCUGGCUGCUGCCAUGCCCCAUCGGCACGGUGCGGUUCCGCUCCAGGUUGAGAAGCACCUCAUCUGCCCCGGGGGUCCUCUCCACCUUCCAGGACAAACCUCGGACUGUGAAGGACCUGCCACAUGUCAGCUUCUUGGAGAUGAUCUACAGAAUAGCGUUCCAGGGUUUCUACAACCGUGUGCAUGAGUUACAGAUCUAUGAGAAGCAGCGCUAUGGGCCCAUAUACAGAGACGGACUGAAGGCGGUAUCCGUGAACACGCCAAAGCUGCUGGAGGAAGUCAUGAGGAAUGAUGACAAGUUCCCAUGUCGAGGAGACAUGUCGCUGUGGAGAGACUAUCGGGACAUGAGAGGAUUUGGCUACGGGCCUUUCACGGUGGAGGGUGAGCAGUGGCACAACCUGAGGGCGAUGCUGAACAAGCGAAUGCUGCACCCAAAGGACUCUGCACAGUAUGGUGGUGCUAUCAAUGCUGUGGUUACAGACUUCAUCAAGAGGAUCUACUUUCUGCGCCAGAGCAGCCCAACAGGAGAUCUGGUGACCAACGUGGCCAAUGAGCUCUAUCAGUUCUCACUAGAGGGUAUUGCUUCCAUUCUGUUUGAGACCAGACUUGGGAGUCUGGAAAAGGAAAUCCCUGCAGGUACACAAGACUUCAUCAACGCCAUAGGUGAGAUGUUCACAAACAGCAUGCCUGCAAUGAUGACACCCAAGUGGAGCCGCAAUCUGCUGCCCUACUGGAAACGCUACAUCGCCGGCUGGGAUGGUAUCUUCACUUUUGCUAAAGUGCUGAUUGAUAAGAAGAUGGAGGACAUUCAGCGGCGUGUGGACAACAGGCAGGAUGUGGAGGGAGAAUAUCUCACGUACCUCCUCUCUAACACUGAGAUGAGCCUGAAGGACGUGUACGGCAGCAUCACUGAGCUCCUCUUAGCAGGAGUGGACACGACGUCCAAUACCCUCACUUGGACUUUGCACCUGCUGUCCCGGGAACCCCAGAGCCAGGACAGACUGUAUAAAGAAGUGUCCAACUUCGUACCGGCAGACCAGACCCCCUCCGCUGCUGAGGUCACUCGGAUGCCAUAUUUAAGGGCUGUCAUCAAGGAAGCACUGAGGAUGUACCCUGUGGUUCCUAUAAAUGGGAGGAUCACUUCAGAAAAGAGCGUUGCUAUUGGUGGAUAUCAAUUUUCAAAGAAAACUGCUUUCACGCUUUGUCACUACGCCAUCAGUCACGAUGAAGACACGUUCCCAGAGCCAUUCACGUUUAGGCCAGAGAGAUGGCUCCGUGAUGGCCGCCAGAUGCCACACCCCUUCGGCUCCAUUCCCUUUGGCUUCGGAGUGAGAGGCUGCGUCGGUCGCCGGAUUGCUGAGCUUGAGAUGUACAUGGUUGUUUUUCAGCUAAUCAGGCUUUUCGAAAUCAAGCCAGACCCAACGAUGGGAGAGUUGAAAUGCAUCAGCCGCACUGUCCUGGUUCCAGAUCAGCAAGUGAACCUGCACUUUGUGUCCAGACGACGUGAAAACACAACUUGA